AUUAAGAGUCUUGCAGUAAAGUGUAACAGUGAAAAGAUACAGACAUUUUUAAAUAAUCAAAGUUGGAAUACUUUAACAUUUAAUAGAGUGAAGACAUUUUAAGAGAAGCAAAAUAGUGUAGGUCAUUUUUUACAAUUCUAGCAGGCAUGGCCCAAUCUAAACGGACUGCUUUGAGUUACAUACUAAUGGCAGUGUUUCUGGCCAUUCUUGGAACUAUUGGACUAUCUCGCUGGAUCACCAUUAAUAAAUCACAUGGGGUAACUGAGACUAUCAUGUUAGUAUUGUUGUUGACACUACAGGUAUCAACAAUUAUAUUUUUGUUUGCAUUUAUGAGAGUAAAUAAGCUACAAUGGAGAUAUGUUCCCUGGAGGCUCUCUGAUACACACGGAAUAGCAUUCAUCUGCCUAACUGUAUUCCUUGUUGGCACAUUCAUCUAUGAUUUAUUUCGAAUCAUUGCCACAACUGAAUGUCUUGAUGUUUAUCGACAUUUUAAGGAACUAAAUGAAGAAAAAAUAAUUGAUCUUGUAUUGCUGAUCUUUAAAUCACUAUUUUACAUGCCAUCACAACUGCUGUUUUUGAUGUGGUGUAACUAUGGCAACAUUCAGAACAAUCCAAACAUUAGAAAAACUUCUGUGUUUAUAUUCGCAUCAGGAACAAACUUGUUCCUGUGGAUAUAUUCAUUUUUGUUUGAAUCAAAAAAUAUAUUCCCGGGUAAGGACUAUGGAUACAACAUAUCAAUGCUUGACCCUGCUAUACAGAAACAUGCAAAUGAAUGUCUACAUGAAGAAAAUGCGAUGCAGAGAACAGCAGACAAUGUAGAGAUUUAUCUCUACCCUGUUCAAAUGGAGUUCUGUAUCCUAGCAACUAGUUUACUUCUACAUACUUGGUCUCAUUUAAAGCACAGUCGUAUGAACAUGUAUGCUGAAAUGGUUGACUUCCCAGAUGAUAUUGGUGAUGGUGGUCCAAAUGAUGAUGUGAAUAGACAGCAUGAUCUGAUUGGUAGAAAUAAUGGUGAAGACAAUGAAGUGAAUGAAAACAAUGAUGUGAUUGGUGGAAAUGAUGCUAACCCUCAAGAAGGUCAUCAUGUGAAUUGCUAUGGCCUUUUAUGGAUUGUUGGAAUCCUGUUUAUGACGCUGAUGUUCACAUUUGAGUGUCUUUUAUAUGUUCAAUCAUUCUACAACAAAGCCAUCCUUAUCAUUUCUGUAAUCAAAACACUUUAUGACCCAGUGCUUGCAGCAGUAUGUGCAUACAUACUGCACAAACUGACAAAAUCUGGGCAAAUGAAGCGAUAUGGCAAUAUAGACACUGAAUGUGUCAUCAUGUUAAUCUCAUCACUUGGUCUUGGCUUCGAUGUUGCCUUCACCUAUAUUUCUGUCCUUCCCACAUUGAUCUACGACUUUAACACUUUCCAAGAAAGCAUUCAGAUUAUCAGUGUCUUAAGCUUGGUGAGGCAGACUUCGACACUUAUUCAAGUGAUUCUUCAAGUCUACCUGAUCAUUCUGUUGACCAGUUUCUAUACUGGUCCUGUUGAUAAUUGGUUAUCCGAGUGUCUGGGGUUCAUACUGAUCCUGAACUUUGGUCACUGGUUAGCAGACAGUGUUGUUGAGGUAAAGUUUCCCGAGGCCUCACCUGUUCAAGAACACUACUUUGGAGAUGAAAACUGGCUUGUUAUAGUUCACUUAAUUUACACCAUGGCGAUCUACUUCCGGUUCCACAGUGUGUUGAUGCUAUCUGAACAUAUAAGACAUACCAGGCACCAACACUAUGGUGGCUAUCAACCAUUGAAUGGUGACAAUGUGCAGGACCACGAGCAAUUGGGAAAUAACAAUGACCAGGAUUGAACAUAUAAGACAUAUGAGGUACCAACACUAUGGUGGCUAUCAACCAUUGAAUGGUGACAAUGUGCAGGACCAUGAGCAAUUGGGAAAUAACAAUGACCAGGAUUGAACAUAUAAGACAUAUGAGGCACCAGCACUAUGGUGGCUAUCAACCAUUGAAUGGUGACAAUGUGCAGGACCAUGAGCGAAUCACAGUAAACAGGACUGAUUAUGAAUCAAAAUAUUUAGGGGAUAUGAACUUGUCUCUGCAACAAGUUUUUAACCUAAUUACAAACUAGAAAAAAAACAGCAACUCCAUGGAGUAGCAAAUCCCACCGUACAAAACAUGUUUUGAUAAAUAGCACCUAUGUCCCAAGGCAUUUGAAGUAAAUCCGUCAAAUGGUGUAUGAGUUAUCAAAGAUUACCUUUUUUUAUGAAAAUGUUUGCAACCUUCGCUGUGAACUGAACUGACCUUUCCGAUAAACCCUGCCACCUUUUGGUACACCGAAGAAGCUAUGAAAUAUUGGCCAGAUUAGUCAAAGGCUGUACUUAAUUAGCAGUAAGUUAAUGCAGUAGGUCUUAGUUUAUCCCAUUUUUGAUUAGGCAAAUUGGAACUUACAUAACAACUAAUGACAUUAUCAAUUUAGCCAAUAUAUCAUAGCUUCUUGGAUUUACCAAAAGGUGGCAGGGCUUCUUGGAAAGGUCUAUUAUCUAGGCUUUAUUAACAGGUAUAUAUGAAUCCUGCAAUACAACAUAAUAUACGGUUCUGUACUCAUAUUGUGCUGGUUAUGUGAAGUCUAUACUUUACUAAUGCCUUGGUCACAUUUGCU
Molecule: messenger RNA, 2647 nt
Organism: Owenia fusiformis
Lineage: Eukaryota; Metazoa; Annelida; Polychaeta; Sabellida; Oweniidae
Source: the annotation of a GenBank genome assembly